GUUCCCAAAAGUGAAAGUGAGACGGCCACAAAAGUGGCUAUUGAAGUGGGCUUCCGCCAUAUUGAUGAGGCUUUCCUAUACGAAAAUGAAAAAGAAGUUGGACGGGCAAUCCGAGCUAAGAUUGCAGAUGGGACAGUGACCAGAGAGGAAAUAUUCUACACGGGGAAGCUUUGGAGCAUGCACCACCGCCCCGAAUUGGUCAAGUCUGCCCUGGAAGAGACCCUGAAAAACCUCCAGCUUGAUUACAUU
Messenger RNA from Vombatus ursinus (common wombat), 249 nucleotides. Its product is annotated as prostaglandin-E(2) 9-reductase-like. Gene Ontology annotation, molecular function: ketosteroid monooxygenase activity; steroid dehydrogenase activity; aldose reductase (NADPH) activity. Gene Ontology annotation, cellular component: cytosol. The annotation marks the transcript as partial. The record is from RefSeq and is a predicted model, not a curated record. Lineage: Eukaryota; Metazoa; Chordata; Mammalia; Diprotodontia; Vombatidae. The transcript is spliced from 2 exons. Gene Ontology annotation, biological process: steroid metabolic process.